AUGCGACCAGGCACGUCCUUUACCAGCCUUACCAGUGCGAUCAUCGCAUCUCUCACGAUUUCAGGACUUGUUAGCAGCGUUAGUGGGGUCUGGACGUGCCCCAGCGAGCGAGAGCCCUUCUGCUGUGCUAAGCACUCGAGGGUCAAUGAUACGUCAGAUGCGUUUGUUGGGACGGGGUGUGUCGAUGCACCCAGAAACGAUAACUGUACUAAUGGGAUUCCUGUUGAAUGUUGUAAGCCGUUGACACCAGAAUCACCAAAGGAUUCCUGCUCAGCAUCAAAUUCAAAUGAGAGGUUUUAUUGCGAUAGCAAGGCCAUCGGAUACACUGCUUGA
Messenger RNA from Paracoccidioides lutzii Pb01, 333 nucleotides. RefSeq lists its product as hypothetical. The record is from RefSeq and is a predicted model, not a curated record. The transcript is spliced from 3 exons. The coding region runs from base 1 to 333 and encodes 110 amino acids.